AUGCGUUAUGGUAAAGUACUUGAUGCUGAAGUGCGGAAUCUGUCUAUUACCCUUCAGGACGCCGAUAUUUGGCUGCACACUGCAUCAUCACGACAAAAGGAGACUGCGGCAACCGUCCUCGGAGAGUGUCGUACACUAUUGCACCAACUCCAACAGGUCCUGGACAAAUUUACGGAAUUGCGACCGCAUCGACAUGCUGGCGGUAGACAAGAGAUGCGCUACAAGCUCAAGAGGUUGUGGUCUAGCAUCAGAUGGGACCCCGAGGAGAUCAACGGCUUCCAACUGCGAAUCAUUUCCAACAUCACGAAACUCAACACGAUAGGCCAGGAGAAAAUGCAGGUCUUUUCAGCCUUGAAAAGUAUCUCAGCCUCUGUUGACAGAGUGAACGUCCUUAUCGACGCCCUUGACGAGCUGGACGGACAAAUAAGGAACGACCUUGUCGCAACGAUGUUAAGGCUCCAGAAGGAGAUCGGCUUGAGUCUGUUCCUGACUUCGAGGCACAAUGUUGGAAUUGAAGAAAAGAUACAUCCAGGCCCAGCUCUCACAGUCGAGAUCCGCGCAUCGUCCGAGGAUGUGCAAAAGUACCUUCGUGCGAACCUGUCCCGUCUUCCACGGUGUGUUUCGGGUAAAUACAACCUUCAAAAGACGAUUGUUGCGAGUAUUACUACGGCAGUGGACGGCAUGUUUCUCCUUGCAGAGCUCCAUAUGAAUUCCUUGAAGAAUAAGACGUCCGCCAAGGAGAUUCACGUUGCGAUAUCACAGCUGUCAUCAGGCUCAAAUGCCUACAACGACGCGUACAAGGCGGCUUGGAACAGGAUCAACGCCCAACCAGAAGAACAUAGGAAUCUUGCAAGACAGACGAUUUCCAUCAUACUUACGGCGCGACGCCCGCUCUCAGUCGGAGAACUGUGCCAUGCUCUUUCCGUGGAUAUCGAAGAUGGACAGAUUGACGAUGAAGAAGACAUGCGCAAUAUCGAGGAUAUACUUUCCACUUGCGCAGGCCUGGUCACCGCGGACCCGGGAAGCAACAAGGUUCGCUUGGUCCACAAGUCAACGCAGGACUACUUUUACCGGAACCGAGCUGAGUUCUUUCCUGAUGCCGAAGAUUUCGUUGUCAGAAUAUGUGUCAUUUACCGACGCGCCAAAAAUUCCGAGUCUCAGAAUGCACCUUUCUACGACUACUCAGAUAAGAAUUGGAAGCUGCUGCUGAGCCGAGGCGCGAAACCGAACUUGCUGGGCAAGAAUCAGCGGCCCAUAAUCUUCUCCGCCAUCGACGUGGACUCUUCUGCCAUCGUUCAAGCGUCCUGUCGGUCGCAAUUCUUCGCCAUCGAGUUGCGGUGGUGGAAGCACUCGUUCGGCGCCCCGAGGUAG
This is a messenger RNA of Diaporthe citri, 1371 nucleotides long. RefSeq lists its product as uncharacterized. The coding region runs from base 1 to 1371 and encodes 456 amino acids. The record is from RefSeq and is a predicted model, not a curated record. NCBI's taxonomy places the organism in Eukaryota, Fungi, Ascomycota, Sordariomycetes, Diaporthales, Diaporthaceae. The transcript has 5 exons.